Messenger RNA from Pteronotus mesoamericanus, 2215 nucleotides. RefSeq names its product calcium voltage-gated channel auxiliary subunit beta 1 (gene CACNB1). Gene Ontology annotation, cellular component: voltage-gated calcium channel complex. Gene Ontology annotation, molecular function: protein binding; voltage-gated calcium channel activity. The transcript is spliced from 14 exons. Gene Ontology annotation, biological process: calcium ion transmembrane transport. Lineage: Eukaryota; Metazoa; Chordata; Mammalia; Chiroptera; Mormoopidae. The record is from RefSeq and is a predicted model, not a curated record.
CGAAGGCAGAGGAGAGAGCGGGAGGAGGGAGGGAAGGCAGGGAGAAGGCAACCGCUCGCCGGACCGGGAGGCUGAAUCGGGUGCCGGCUGCGCUGCGCCGUUCUCGGUUCCGACGGCCUGUCUCAUGCGCUGAGAGCGCCCGGCUGGGCCGGGCCGGCGGCCGAAGGGGAGACUCCUCUCCAUGGUCCAGAAGACCAGCAUGUCCCGGGGCCCUUACCCACCCUCCCAGGAAAUUCCCAUGGAGGUCUUCGACCCCAGCCCACAGGGCAAAUACAGCAAGAGGAAAGGCCGGUUCAAAAGGUCAGAUGGAAGCACGUCCUCAGACACCACAUCCAACAGUUUUGUCCGCCAGGGCUCAGCAGAGUCCUACACCAGCCGCCCGUCGGACUCUGACGUGUCUCUGGAAGAGGACCGGGAAGCCUUAAGGAAGGAGGCAGAGCGCCAGGCAUUAGCCCAGCUUGAGAAAGCCAAGACCAAGCCGGUGGCGUUUGCUGUUCGGACGAAUGUCGGCUACAACCCGUCUCCGGGGGAUGAGGUGCCUGUGCAGGGAAUGGCCAUCACCUUCGAGCCCAAGGACUUCCUGCACAUCAAAGAGAAAUACAAUAAUGACUGGUGGAUCGGGCGACUGGUGAAGGAGGGCUGUGAGGUUGGCUUCAUCCCCAGCCCUGUCAAACUGGACAGCCUGCGUCUGCUGCAGGAACAGAAGCUGCGCCAGAACCGCCUCAGCUCCAGCAAAUCAGGUGACAACUCCAGCUCCAGUUUGGGAGAUGUGGUGACUGGCACCCGCCGCCCCACACCCCCUGCCAGUGGUAAUGAAAUGACUAACUUAGCGUUCGAACUAGACCCCCUAGAGUUAGAGGACGAGGAGGCAGAGCUCGGGGAGCAUGGCGGCUCUGCCAAGACUAGUGUUAGCAGUGUUACCACUCCGCCACCCCAUGGCAAGCGCAUCCCCUUCUUUAAGAAGACAGAGCAUGUGCCCCCCUAUGACGUGGUGCCUUCCAUGAGGCCCAUCAUCCUGGUGGGACCGUCGCUCAAGGGCUAUGAGGUUACAGACAUGAUGCAGAAAGCUUUAUUUGACUUCUUGAAGCACCGGUUUGAUGGCAGGAUCUCCAUCACCCGUGUGACAGCGGACAUUUCCCUGGCCAAACGCUCGGUCCUCAACAACCCCAGCAAACACAUCAUCAUUGAACGCUCCAACACACGCUCCAGCCUGGCUGAGGUUCAGAGCGAGAUUGAGCGAAUCUUCGAGCUGGCCCGGACUCUUCAGUUGGUUGCUCUGGAUGCCGACACCAUCAACCACCCCGCCCAGCUCUCUAAGACCUCACUGGCCCCCAUCAUUGUUUACAUCAAGAUCACCUCUCCCAAGGUACUUCAGAGGCUCAUCAAGUCUCGAGGGAAGUCCCAGUCCAAACACCUCAAUGUGCAAAUAGCGGCCUCGGAGAAGCUGGCGCAGUGUCCCCCUGAAAUGUUUGACAUCAUCCUGGACGAGAACCAAUUGGAGGAUGCCUGCGAGCACUUGGCCGAGUACUUGGAAGCCUACUGGAAGGCCACACACCCGCCCAGCAGCACUCCGCCCAACCCGCUGCUGAACCGCACCAUGGCUACUGCGGCCCUGGCUGCCAGCCCUGCCCCUGUCUCCAACCUCCAGGUACAGGUGCUCACCUCACUCAGGAGAAAUCUCAGCUUCUGGGGUGGGCUGGAGGCCUCCCAGCAGGCCAGGGCAGUGCCCCAGCAGCAGGAGCACACCAUGUAGGGACCCUACCUUGCAUCCGGGGACCAGUCACUGGAACGGGCCACCGGGGAGCACGCCAGUGUGCACGAGUACCCCGGGGAGCUGGGCCAGCCCCCAGGCCUUUACCCCAGCAGCCACCCUCCAGGCCGAGUGGGCACCGUGCGGGCACUGUCCCGCCAAGACACGUUUGAUGCCGACACCUCUGGCAACCGAAACUCUGCCUACACGGAGCUGGGAGACUCAUGUGUGGACAUGGAGACCGACCCCUCAGAGGGGCCAGGGCUUGGAGACCCUGCGGGGGGCGGCACCCCACCAGCUCGUCAGGGAUCCUGGGAGGACGAGGAAGACUAUGAAGAGGAGCUGACUGACAACCGGAAUCGCGGCCGGAAUAAGGCCCGCUACUGCGCGGAGGGCGGGGGUCCGGUGCUGGGACGCAACAAGAAUGAGCUGGAGGGCUGGGGGCGGGGUGUUUACAUCCGCUGA